UGCGCAUGCGCGGUAAAUGAGUUGUUAGUGCGGGUCUUUAUUAAGGUGAAGUUGCGGCUUUAUGUCUUCUUUUUUCCCAGCGUUCUCACUGUUUUGUAAUUGUUACUGGAGCAACUGAUAGCUGGAACUUCUUUACACACGCAUUUGUAGAGUGAGAUCUUCGUAAUCUCGGUCCGAGUUGUUUGAGCAUUGUAGCUUGUAUUUGCCGUUAUAAGUGUUCAAGCCUUUUGAAUCUUGCAUAUCGUUCCCGUAGAUUUACUGCUUUUCAAACUCAAGCCGUGUUUUGCACACUCCACUAUUCCUGCGGAACCUGUGCGUACAUUUGACGCGAUAAUAUUGCAUACCCAAGAAAUAAGGUGGAUGUACAGUGUUUGCAUAACUGCAUGCAUGUACAUAAUUAGGUACCCACCCGCCGUUGAGAAAUACGCUUGUAUGCACUUAUACGACAAUUCUGCUUUUGAACCUGGUUUCCCGUUUCUCUCUUUCUGCGUUUCUUGACGUCACUUUUUGAAUUCCCAUCUCAUUCGCGUACCCGGCACUGCCGGUUCGCCUUUUACAUUUCCGCGUCUUCGCAGAGCCGCCCUCCUCUUCCUUGGUCAGCAUCUGGGAGGUAUCUGGCUCACCUGGAUACCUGCAGCUGAGGUUUGGCUGCACUGCAACGACCUGGUUUUGCUGGCUCUUUCGCAGCUUACAUUGCCACUUAGGAGCUGCUAGACCGGCUCCCCUUCCGUGCUCAGGACGCUGGACUUGCUGUUCCCCGGCCACAGGGUGCUAAAUUCUGCAGAAGGAGUCUGGCGAUUGAAAGUGAGUGUGUGCCUUGCAGCAAUGUCAGGGGAUGCGGCUCCAGUCCCAGAGCGGGUAAAUGGCAAUAGUUGCAGCCAAGAAAGCAAGCCUUCAAACGUACGAGCCUCAGAGAAAAAGUGUUCAUGGGCCUCAUAUAUGACCAAUUCCCCUACUCUGAUUGUAAUGAUUGGCCUUCCUGCAAGAGGCAAGACCUAUGUGUCCAAGAAAUUAACUCGCUACCUCAACUGGAUUGGAGUGCCUACAAAAGUAUUUAAUUUAGGAGUCUAUCGUCGUGAAGCGGUGAAAUCAUACAAGUCAUAUGAUUUCUUCAGACAUGAUAAUGAAGAAGCCAUGAGGAUUCGAAAACAAUGUGCCUUGGUGGCCCUUGAAGAUGUGAAAGUUUAUCUCAUGGAGGAGUCUGGCCAGAUAGCUGUCUUUGAUGCAACUAACACAACUCGAGAGAGGCGGGACAUGAUUUUAACUUUUGCAAAAGAAAAUUCUUUUAAGGUGUUUUUUGUGGAGUCUGUUUGUGAUGAUCCGGAGGUCAUUGCUGCCAAUAUAUUGGAAGUGAAGGUUUCCAGCCCCGACUACCCAGAGAGAAACCGAGAGAAUGUGAUGGAUGAUUUUCUAAAGCGAAUAGAGUGCUAUAAAGUCACCUAUCAGCCUCUUGAUCCGGUUAAUUAUGACAAAGACCAUUCUUUCAUUAAAGUGAUCAACGUAGGACAGCGCUUCCUUGUCAACCGUGUUCAAGAUUACAUCCAAAGUAAAAUUGUCUAUUACCUUAUGAAUAUUCAUGUUCAGCAAAGGACCAUCUAUCUUUGUAGACAUGGUGAGAGUGAGUGCAACCUUGUUAGCAAGAUUGGCGGGGAUUCAGGCCUCUCAAUACGAGGGAAGCAGUUUGCUCAAGCACUGAAAAAAUUCAUGAAAGACCAGGAAAUUGUGGAUCUGAAGGUCUGGACUAGUCAGUUGAGAAGAACUAUCCAGACAGCAGAGGCCCUGGGAGCACCAUAUGAGCAAUGGAAGAUAUUGAAUGAGAUUGAUGCUGGCGUAUGUGAAGAAAUGACCUAUGAGGAGAUUCAGAGGAAAUAUCCAGAAGAAUUUGCACUUCGGGAUCAAGAUAAAUACCUUUAUCGCUACCCUGGAGGAGAGUCUUACCAAGAUUUGGUCCAACGCUUGGAACCUGUGAUCAUGGAGCUGGAGCGUCAGGGCAAUGUCCUAGUUAUUUCUCACCAAGCAGUUAUGAGGUGCUUGCUGGCCUAUUUCCUUGAUAAGAGUGCAGAUGAGCUACCCUAUCUGAAGUGUCCUCUUCAUACCAUCUUGAAGCUCACACCAGUUGCUUAUGGCUGUAAAUUGGAAAUGAUUUCCCUGAGUGUUGAAGCUGUGAACACACACCGAGACAAGCCAUCCACAACAAAUAACCUUCCAAAGAGCCAAACCCCUAUAAGGAUGAGAAGGAACAGCUUUACACCACUAGCCAGUCCGGACACAGUAAAACGUCCUUGCAAUUACAGUGUUGGGAGCAAGCCUCUUAAUCCAGCAGGGUCCCUGCUAUUCUCAGAGGCUCAACAUGGGGCUGAUCAGCAAAAGCAGCAAGACAGUGUUCAGCUUCAAGUGGAAAGUGCUUGCCUGGAGAAAUCAGAAGCAAUCAUCUGUGAGUCCCUGGUCUCUCUCUCUACCACCAAGUGAGAUUGUCCUGUGAAAGAGGCAUUUGCUGCAAACCUGCACAGAUUGGCCAGCCUGUUACAUUUCCUUCCCCUUUCAUUGUUUUGCAACUAUGCUGGUUUGCGCUCCCUCUGCCACUUUAUUUAAGUGAAUGUAACUGGCAAGUCUCUCUUUGAUAUGUCAGCUUUUUCCAUUUUGUGUGUGAACCAUCUAUAUUAAUAUUUGUAAAUCUGUGAUUAUUUUUGUAAAAUUCCAUGCCAGCUGUGUCUGUCUUGUGAAGUUGUGUUUGUGUAUGUGUAUAUGUAGAGUGAGUGAGUAAGAGACAGGGUUUUUGUGUGUGUGGCAUUUUUGCUUUGUUCCUUUAUGGAGUGAAAUUUCUGCCUGCAUGUAUUAGUGAUUGUGACAACUUCCUGGUAACACCUAUAGGAGUUGCUUUUACUUAGCCUUUAUGGAAUGCAACUUUCCUAGACACUGUUUUUGAGGCUUGUGGGUGUGACUUGAUAACCUUGGGAUGGAGAAAAAAAUUUGUUAAAUAUUUGCUGUUGUGGGAAAUAGAUACAGGGAUAUUUGAUUCUGGGUGUGGGAUGCACUUUGGCUACAUUGUUUCCAUGCUUUGCCUUAAUGGGAUCACUCCAAAAGAAAUCUGAAGAUUAUUUGCCUGCACAAUGUGCUUUAUAAUUUGCCUAGUAUGUUUCAGUUUUGUCCCUGAUUGUCCUGGGAGCCUUUUCAUAGGGUUCUCAUACCCUAGUGCUUACAUUUUCCCAUAAUUGCAAUCUUGGUGAUAUGUGUUUUUUAAAAAAUCUUGUUAAAUGUUACAUUUCUGAACUUUCAUUAAUUCACCCCCUGAUAACUUUGAUUCACUUUGCUGGGAAAAAGGAAUGGAGACAGGAUAGGUCUCCUAGGUCCAAGGACUGAAAUGCAAACAGGUUUAAAAAUAUUUUUAAAGAGCUCUGAUUAAUGAAAAAAACAGAGCAUGAGACUUCUGCUGGAAAAAAACACAUAAAGCAGGGAUGGGGAACCUGUAGUCCCCCAUAUGUUGUUGGACUUCAACUCCUGUUAUCCCUGGCCCUGCUGGCAGAGACUGAUGGGAGUUGGAGUCAAAACAAACAUAUGGAGGACCAUAGGUUUUUCCCCCUCCAGACUGUAUUUUGUAUUUUGCAGGAAGGCUUUAAAUGGAAUGUUAGGUUUGCACAGUUAAAAGUGGAUUAAAGUGCUCUGUUGCCCUGGCACAAAAAAUCCAAUUAAAAAGAAACAACAGACCUCUUUAUGGUUAGAAAGGUGACAGGGAAUGAACAAAUGAAGGCAUAUAAUUGCCAUGCCAACGAAUCGGGACUAAUUAUCAUAUAUACUUUCCCUUCUAACAAAAAAAGACCAGGUAGAAUGUAACCUCCAUGUAAACAUUUUACAAGUAAAUCAGGAUGAAUGCUCAAUAAAGAGGCCGUCUAGAGGAGCCCUUUCCCAUCCCUGAUAUGAAACUUGAAUUUCUUCAAUAAGAAAAACACACACAUUAAAACAGGAAAAGGAGUGCAGCGAACACAUCCCAGGAGGUAGGAUUGAUUACACCCUCUUUUUUCACAAAUCGUAGAUCAAAGAAAUAGCUGCCUUUCUGAAUGUUCCUUCAGGGAUAUAAUUGUUAAAUGUGUGUGGGGAAGGCAGGCUGAGAGCAAAAACCCUCUUCAUAAUCUCACCAUUUAAAUGAUGUGGGGGAAAUCAUUUUGAGGGCAACAACAUAUGAGGCUGAAUGUGCUAACAUAAAUAUUAAUGUGGAUUGGAUUUCUAAGUCUUGAACGACUUUUGACUGUGUGAAUGAAAGAGUGACUCGGUUAUUAGGGAAGUGGUCAAUGUUCUAACUAGCUCUACUUCUGUGUGUGUCUAGCUCUACUUUUUCAGAAGUAGAGGGAACAUGAAGCCUUUUUAUUUCACUUACUGCUUGCAAAGGACUUCCAACUGUCUACUUAGCCUUGGUAUUCCUUCUAGUUCUCCCUUCAUUUUACAUUGGCUUAAGUUUCCAUUCACCUAUUCCAGAUACAUGGACAUGCUGUCAUCUGGUGUAACUGCUUUUUACAGUUUUAAGCACUUAGAGAAAGGCAGAACCAUUAAGCCAGAGAGAAAGAAGUACUGCAAGUAUGGGGAAACUUUGGCCCUCACGUUUUGCUGAUCUACGACUCCUAUCAGCCCCAGCAAGCAUAGCCAACAGCUAGGGAUGAUGGGAAUUGUACUGCAACAAAAUCCGCCGAGCCAAAAGGUUCCCCACACCUGGAUUAGUGGUCUGCAUACUAUAUCCAGAAAAUCAUGGACCCUUUCACGUCUCUGAAUAAUCUGUUGUGUAAGUGCUGAGAAUAAAUUAUAUUCUCAAUGUACACAACCCUAUAAUUACACAACAGGCAUCUAAAACACUCAUUUCUCAUUGUGGAUCUACCCAGAGCCCAUUAGCUCUUGGACAGGCCACACUAACUUAAACCUAAGGGACAAAGGUGAGAAGGAGAUUCAGAUAGUAUAUUUAAUGUGCAGUAUUAACUUGUUGGACCACCAUUGCUUUAAGAAUUAUCCAGUAAAGGUACUUGACUAUAUCCCUGAAGGUUUUGGGGGAGAGCUUUCUGAGCUGCCUCCUUGCAGUUUACCCAGUCAUAGUUAUGUACCUGCUCGGUUAGGAAUCUAUUAUGUUACUGAGUAGCUGGCGUAAUGCUGCCCUCGCACGUUUGCAUGCUUUAGCCCAAAGUCAUUAUGCCCCCUAUAACAUACCUAGGUUUUGCUUUCAAACUAAAAAUGCAUUAGCCUGGUCCAUUUUGUAGGCUAAUGAACAAAUAAGGGAAGCAAGAGUGUUGGGAGCUUCCUCCUUGUCAAUCUGAGUUAAGACACCCACACCUGCAAUAUGUAUUUCCUAGUGCCAUGGGUUCAGUUGUUGUUGAUUUAUUCUUUUUAUUGGUAGCUGAUCAUACAAAGCCAAUUUUCAUGUAGAAGAUAUUUAUGGAAAGGAAAAUAGUUGCUAGUACUGAAACACCAUGUUACGAAUGGAAUUGUAAGGGGUUUGUGAAUGGUAUUCUAUCUGUGUUCAGCUAAGAAUAGAAUAGUAGAGUUGGAACGGGCCUAUAACGCCAUCAAGUCCAACCCCCUGCUCAAUGUAGGAAUCCAAAUCAAAGCAUUCCUGACAGAUGGCUGUCCAGCUGCCUCUUGAAUGCCUCCAGUGUCGGAGAGCCCACUACUUCUCUAGGUAAUUGGUUCCAUUGUUGUAUGGCUCUAAUAGUUAGGAAGUUUUUCCUGAUGUUCAGUCAAAGACAAAGCUAUAGCAAAGCCUGUCCCUGUUUUGGAGGCUUGCACUGGCUACCACUGGUGGAAACACUACCAGCGGUAGCUCCUAAACAGCCUGCACCUUCGACAGGCACAGUGGGGACUUCUGUGGUGGUGGGGCCUCCCCACCCACCUACCAGCAGAGCCUAGUGGAGGGACAUCUCUGUCAUUCUAACCUCCUUCAUGUCUGGAUCCAUGGGUUAGGAUUGCUUCCUUAAUGUGGGAGUUUAUCUACUAAAUUUUAGCAACUUUAGCCCGCAACAUAGUACAUAGUACCCUCCUUUAAUUUUAAAAAAUCCUAUAUAAUGACCUGACCUGGUUCACAUGAUAAAGUAAGCCAAACUACAGCUUAGUGAGACUAUGCAAAUGUGUGGGCUUCUGGAGAGGCACUCACAGCUGCUUUGCUUCCCCCCUGUCUUUUGGCUAAAACUCAUGGUUAGUGAGGUGAAAGCUUGACCAUGAGUCCUGGUUUGCACAACAUGCUAAGUCAAACCUUGGGCGCAUCAUAGCAGUCAGAAGGACCAGGGAGUAGCAAAGCAGCUGUGAGCUCCUCUUUGGGAUUCUGCACAUCUAGUCUCAGUAGGCCUUAGUUUUGCUUGUUGUGUCAUGUGAAUCAGCCCAGUCUCUAUUCUCUCCCCCUUUUAUUUUUUCCAUCUCUCUCUCCCUCCCCAGUCUUUUAAAAACACAGCUAACUUCAAGCAAGCAACAAAAAGGUGGUGUCACUGAUACAACCCGAUUGUGUGCUACAGCCUUCUACUUGAAGCUCAAUGGUCUAGAAAAUGGCAAAGAAGGCACUCUUUGAUGACAAGACUGGAUAAGUUGUUUGCUUACUCAAGUCCAAACACAUUAGAUUUCAAGUAGAGCAUUUCAAGAAAUUUAUUUCCUAGCAUGUUUUGAGUUCUUUCCUGUCAUUUUCCUCUCUUGUCUUUCCCAGAGAUUUGUGGUAGUUCUUUGAACAUUAAUUGGACUUAUGAAAGUAGGUGCAUGGUGAUUUACUUAUUUUUCACCAAUUUUAUAGUUUGUAGUAUUUUCAUGGAUGAAUCAUCAUCCUAGGACAAAUGAAUGUGUUUCAGAUUAGAGGGCAAUGUGCCUUGCUUUCUUUGGCUCUCUGAUAAACUUGAAAUAAUAGUGAAAUAAUGAUAAUAAUAAAUGCAUAUUUAUUUGUACAUUAUAAGCAAUUUGACUGUUUUACCAAAGCUGCAAUAAUGCACAAGCUUAAAUAAUUAUUUCAUGUGUUGUGUAUGUAAAUAUGAAUGUCUGCAAUAUCGUAACAAAGUAACUACAUGAUGGCAUCAAAGCACUUUGGAGGUCUUUCUCCUUCUACCCCCAAUAAUUCAUUUUGCCCAUUUGUUUCUUUUUGUAAGCCACAAAUAUUUCCCAAGUGCUAAACAAGAAUGUUGUAAAGUACAUGCUACAGCCUUUUGCUAUAAAGGAGACCACUAGUGUUUAUAGUGGAACUAUCUAAAAUUAUAUUAUUAAAGGCUAAUGCAUAUGGAACUGUUUUGAUGUGCAAUUUUCACCUUUUCACAGGUAGGAUAAUCAAGGAUGUAUAGCUUACGAUGGCACAAAUGCGCACUGGAUUAUUCACUAUAUAGGACAUGAGAGGAUUUGGGAAUCCAGAUGCUGAUUCUGUUAAUUGUGGCUGAAAUUAAGACCAAGGCCCAGGACCACUAUUGUAUUGCCCAGGAGACGCAACAAAUCUAGGGCUGCACCAUGCCAUUAUAUGGUCGUGCAUUUGUAACUAUAGCCAUAUGAGUUCAUAUAUGUGUUCAUAUCAAGCAGUUGCUAUGGUGGAAAUGAAAACACAGGUAGAGUAGGAUCCUUUUCAACUUAAAUUAUUGUAUGUUUUACAUUUCUUUUUAAUAGUUUUGCAUAAGCAAAGAAUGUAUUGCUCAUUACCUAAGAAGAGAUUUGUUAGAUAUUACAUUUCAAUCAUGUCUGCUCUGUGUGCAUAUCUUCUUGGGUGUGAGGUUUUUAAAAACAAAUUGGGGAUCUAUAUAUGUGUAAUUCAUGCUGUGUGAAUGUGUGCUCCUUCUAAAAAGCACCAGACUGCUACUCAUUAACUUUCUGUGCAGAAGGAAGUAGAAGUCAUAAGACCACCAGUUUCAUAAAGAUUUGUGUUUUCAGACUGGGAGCCUGAAUAUCAAUAUUGUAAUGAGAAGUCUUAAAUAAUUGUAUUAGAAUUGUGAACUUUCUUGUAGGCCACAUAAAUAAAAUUAUUUCACC
Molecule: messenger RNA, 7959 nt
Organism: Rhineura floridana
Lineage: Eukaryota; Metazoa; Chordata; Lepidosauria; Squamata; Rhineuridae
Gene: PFKFB2
Product: 6-phosphofructo-2-kinase/fructose-2,6-biphosphatase 2
Exons: 17
Coding region: 826-2469 (547 amino acids)
Biological process (GO): fructose 2,6-bisphosphate metabolic process; fructose metabolic process
Cellular component (GO): cytosol
Molecular function (GO): ATP binding; fructose-2,6-bisphosphate 2-phosphatase activity; 6-phosphofructo-2-kinase activity
Source: RefSeq, a predicted model, not a curated record